GUGUUUUUUGGGAUUUGCUAUUGAAAAACAGCCCUUAUUACAUGGCCAUAAAGUCAUGUCAUUCUCAGAUGUUUGUUAGAUAAUAAAAAUCAAGAUCGAGAUAGAGGUUGUUUAGAAGAAUAAAUAUAUUCCAAACCCACGUUAAACUGAAUUAUAUUAGUGCUGAAAGCGGAUACCAUCCUCUUCUGUGGCUAAUUUUAUCCAGGUGUAAAGAAAACUUAAAAAUGGACGACUUGGAAAACGAAAAUGAACAAAAGCGAACGAAGAGUCGCAGUCCCUCUCCAGGCAUCAAAUCGACAGCGGUGGUGAAAUACACCGCCUUCCAGAGCCCCGUGGGCUACGCUCGUUUACAAUGUAACACGGAUUUGAACAUGCCUCCCUCCAACUGGGGGGCGGCCAUUGACUCGUAUGGACUGAAGCAGAUAUUGACGAGGGGCACUGGGCUAUCCAGCUUCAGGAUGGCGCACAUGUUCCCUGACUGCGUGGGGGAGGUGGACGUGAUAUCAGGUGCCGAGUGCAUCAAGAAAUUACUCAAGUUACCGUACCAACCCAACGGAACUGUAAGUAUGAUGGUGCACCGCGUCGAGAAUACUCUUCUUUUGGACGAUUUCGACGUGUACGAUUACCUGAUGAAGUCCGAGUGGUCCUGGCUGAAGGAUUUCUUCUACGAGAACAUUUUGAAGACCAUGUCUGAGCAGGAGCGCAUGUCCCUGCGUCUGUCCCCGCCGAGCUCUGCGCUCCAACUGACGCACAAGUUCCUGUCGCACAGCGUCGCUGACCGCGUCGCCGCCGCCCCGCAGCCCAUCCCGCAUAUAUCCGCCUCAAUGUGUCUCGCUGACAAACGCCCAUUCCUCCCUGAACCAGAGACACGUGCGGAAGAACCGCCAAACGAACACUUAUACAACCGCAAUGUACUCUGGACCUUUGAGGACAUCCAUAUGCUCAUUGGGAGCGACCUGCCCAUCUUCGGAGACAAGGACCGACCCUGCGUCAGUCUUAGACUCAGGGACACGAGGGAACCCAUCAAUGUCCUCACCGGGAUUGACUACUGGCUGGACAACCUCAUGUGCAACGUCCCUGAAGUCCUCAUGUGUUACCAUCUUGACGGAAUAGUCCAGAAAUAUGAACCGAUGAAAACUGAAGACCUGCCCAAUAUGGAGAAUUCAAAAUUCUCGCCAAAAGUUAUAAGGAAUGUUGCUCAAAAUAUCCUGUCUUUCUUAAAGUCUAAUGCGACUAAAGCUGGUCAUACUUACUGGCUGUUCAAAGGACCUCAUGAUGAUGUGGUGAAACUAUACGACCUGACGUCUCUAUGUCCGGAUAGUUUGGAUAAUCCGUUCACGACUCCGGUGGCCAUGCUGCUGUACCGCGUGGCCCGAAAUAUGCGCAUGACGAACAGGUCCAAACAUGUCCGCCAGCUGUUGGAACAUGUCAUUGAGUUGCUGAAAGAAGAGAGGUAUCCUCAAAUCAUAGCGUCCUCCCACUAUAUGCUCGCUGAUUUAUACGUACCCGCCACUACGAAUCCUGCUAAUCCAGAUUUUAAAGAAGAAAACACAGACUCAGAUUGUGAAGAUCCAGAUUUCGCGAACAGCGAUUAUCCUCCUCAAGCGGAAGACGUCAGUUCAGAGAACGCAGAAGAUACCGAAGUACCAGAAAUGGGAGGAUCCGAAAAGGGAGAGGGAUCUGAAAAAGCGGAGGAAUCUGAGAAGGGAGACGGUUCCGAAAAGGGGGAUGGAUCUGAAAAAGGGGAGGGGUCAGAGCAUGUCGAGGGAUCUGAAAAGGGGGAAAUGUCUGAUGCCGAAGUAGAAUCUGCCCUUGCGCUACAAAUCCGAGGUUUGGCACUCAGAGAUAUAGGGGAUAAGGUUCGGAAUACUGUUGAGGAGCGUAAGCAGUCUGCGUCGGCAGGUAGCGGGGUGGGCACUGCGCCCCCCGACCGCUGUGGGCGUGCCCUCUCGCACGCACUAAAGGGACUCCAAGCCCUGCACCAUGUCACUAUACUCAAGUCCAAGGAAGAAGAACGCGAGCGAAUCAAACAACAAAUAAUAGUAGAAGAACAACACCCCAAAAUGGCGAAUCCUUACGAACCAAUCAAAAUGAGUUACGAACCAAUUACUAAGUCCAAAACCGAAGCCAAAGAGCACACGUCCCGCAGCCGACGGCGCAAACGCGAGAGGAAACAAAGCGAGAAAUCCGGCAACUGCCUAAUUGAAACCAAAUCUAAUAUUGACAAAAAUGCCAUACAGAUAUUAAAAGAUAAAAAGAUCUACCCAACCUGGCAUGAGCCGAAUCGCGACGACAAUUUCGCUUGGAAACUACAUCUUAAGACUUUGUUGUAUGAAAAAAUUUGCCUCGCUUACGCCACUUUAGCAGAAUACAGCUACGCGAACGAACAAUAUGGCUUUUCACUCAAAUACAUCGACAUGGCAAGCAAAUGCCAGAAAUUGUUAUCGAAUAUGAUCAUUAAGAGUAAAGUUGUGGACGCUGGGUGCUUGAUCGGUCGUGUUGGUGACAAUUAUUUCCAAAUGUCCAAGAAUUGGCAUCGUUUGGAACAGUUUAGGAAACAGUUCGGUACCGACCACGAUAUCGAUUCUAAGAUCAGACUUGAGUUGGAAAGUGACAUGACUGAGGAAGUUGAACAUGCUGUGAAUGAUGAGUUUGAGUUGGACAUCUCCCUGCCGUCGAGCGAGGUGUCGGCGAUGUUGAUGUCGAUGUCGGCGUACCGCCAGGCGGCCCGCGGGCCCGCGCCGCGCCGCGCCGAGCUACUGCGCCGCCUCGCCUCCGUCGGCAACGAGCUCGCCGUCAGGUACAUGAACGAUGGACAACAGAUAUACAUGAGAUACCUUGAAGAAGAGGACCCAGAAUCUCGAAGCGCGAAGCUCCUACUAAAACAGUUCAUGUCGACGUCACGUAAAUCGCUCGAGUGUUUGGACGAAGCCACCGAAAUAUUCAAACAGGUCAACGACAUACCUAACUUGGCGCUCCUCUACUGCAACAAGGGAAGGUACCUGAGGUACAGGGCGCAUUGUGAUCAGGGAGGCUUCAGCCAGGAGAAGCGGCGGCUGUACAGCGAGGCGGAGGAGCUGUACCAGCGCGCGCUGCAGCUGCUGGGGCCGCGCGAGGCGUGCGGCGCCGCCGCCGUCUGGGAGCUGGUGGCCUGGGAGCUGUCCUGCCAUCUGUACACGCGCGCCCUGCUCAUGCAGGACUCCACCGACCACGCUUUUGUUAGUGCCCACACUUUCUGCUCACCAUAG
Molecule: messenger RNA, 3248 nt
Organism: Spodoptera exigua (beet armyworm)
Lineage: Eukaryota; Metazoa; Arthropoda; Insecta; Lepidoptera; Noctuidae
Source: the annotation of a GenBank genome assembly